UAGUCCUGAGGAAGGGUCUCAGCUCAAAAUGUUGACUGUUUGUUCCUCUCCAUAGAUGACGCCUAAUCUGAUGAGUUCCCCCAGCACUUUGUGUGUUAUUUUAAAUUUUCUGCCGUCUUCCUGUUUGCCAUUGUUAAUUACCCAGUUGCAUUCACCAUGAGCUCCACUUACUUGUUUAUACCGUACAUGCAUCGAAACUGAGUGAUAUCAACCUGACUCAUUUGUAGAAUUGGUGGAACUUGGACAUUUAGCAAGCUUGACUUGUCUUAUACUGAGUGGUCUGGGAAAGUAGAGCUAUCCUGCAUUUGGUGCUCUCUGGCUACGCCAAGCAGGCGGACAGGGCAAAAUCCACGCGGAAGAUUCGUUGGAGAUGGACAAAAAAGACGGAAAGGAUCUGGGUGUGUUUACGUGUUCAUUGCCUUGGAGAUUUGAAGGAUGACUUCUGUCUUGGACAAGUGGCUGUGGCACCAUGAAUACUGGCUCCCUCCAGGCAUCACAUGGAAAGAUAUGGAAGAUUCUGAACAUGCCCACUAUCCUCGACCUCGUGACCUUGUCAUUGCCUUACCAUAUGCAUUUGUGUUCAUUGUUCUUCGUUCCCUCUAUGAAAGGUGGAUUGCUGUACCCCUGAGCAAGCAAAUGGGCGUGAAGGAGAAAAUAAGACGGAAAGUCCCUCCUAAGCCUGACCUGGAGAAGGUUUAUAGAACUCAGAGCACUUGUCCCAAAGAGAGCGAUCUUCUUGUUCUUGCCAAACAGUGUGGCAUUUCACUGCGGGAAGUAAAGAUAUGGUUUCGAAGUCGAAGAAAUCAGGACAGGCCCAGCAUCACCCAGAAAUUCUGUGAGGCCAGCUGGAGGUUUGCAUUUUAUCUGCUUGCAUUUAUUGCUGGUCUUUGCGUGCUGCUUGACAAACCAUGGUUCUGGAAUCAACAGGAGUGCUGGAAAGGAUAUCCUAAGCAAGUGUUACUGCCUUCCCAGUACUGGUAUUAUAUGGCAGAACUGGCUUUCUACUGGUCUUUGCUCUUAAGAGUCUCGUUGGACGUAAAGAGGAAGGAUUUUAAGGAACAAAUCAUUCACCACAUUGCCACAAUUUUUCUUAUUGGCUUUUCUUACUGUGCAAACUACAUCCGGGUGGGAACCCUGGUAAUGCUGGUACAUGAUGCAUCUGAUUACAUAAUGGAGUGCGCAAAAAUGUUCAACUACGCAGGAUGGCGAAAGACCUGUGAUAUUCUGUUUGUGGUCUUUGCAUUGGUCUUUUUGAUAACACGACUUGUCAUCUUUCCAAACAUGGUAAUCUACACUACAUUCUACUACUCCAUGGAGAUUUUUCAGCCCUUCUUUGGUUACUACUUUUUCAAUCUUCUCCUGAUGGUUCUGCAGGUUUUGCACAUAUUUUGGGCCUAUCUCAUCCUAAAAAUGGCAGUGAAGUUUGUGUUUGUUGGAAAGAUCGAAAAGGAUGAAAGGAGUGAUGUUGAUGAAAGUGAUGGGACUGAAGAAGAUGGAAGGAUGGAACCAAAGUCUAUGUCAUCUACCAAUCACAAUGGUGUACUAAAUAAAAUAACAAAUGGGAUGAAAAGUAAAAUAAAUGAAAGGAACAGGCUGCCCAAAGCCAGGUAGCUGGGGAUAUGCAACUAAGGACAGGCCUCAUUACUAAAAAAAAAUUCUUUUUAUCAAUACCAUCAACCAACUAUUCAGAUUCAUCUUAUUAAGAAAUCUACAAUGACUUUCAAGUACAGAAAUGGUAAUUAAACACCAAUGGAGAUGUGGUUCUUGGUAUUCUCAGUCAAAUCUCACAUCUUUCAUUUCACAUGUCUUGAUGUGAAUAUGGAGUAGAUUGCUAAAUACAGAAUAGUCUUGUUUUGCCUGUCACCUUCAUGCACUUGAAGAAUUCGAGAUUGGAUUUGGGUACUGUAUUUUGUAUUGAAUACAAUAUUGACAAAAUAUAAAAUGGAUUUGGAUUCCCUGUAGAGCUUCCCUAGUUUUUCUCUACUCCAAUGUUUUGUCAUCGGUUCCCUUGUCCUUUUGAACACAAGUUGGUGUCCAUAGCCAUUGUGUUGAUUCCUUCUCGAAGUGCAAAGUAACACAAGCCACAAACCUACCAGGUUGAUGCAAGGAACAUCUUGGGAGAGUUCAGUCAGCAAUCCAGAUAACAGUAAAAACAUUUUGUUGGUGCUGAACUGUUUGUAAUAUUUAUUCUUGUAUUUUGUUUUUAAUUGAUGGCAGGACAGUCAUUUUUUUGGGAACGUGGUUAUGUUUGGUCUUCAGAUUACAAAUUCUGGGAGUAUUUUGGGCAGUUUCAAACUGGAUUUAGAGCUAAAUCCAGCUUCGGAUUUAAUGUAUCUUUUAGUCUGUGUUUUGAGUUUGCUGUGAAGCAACUUCUAUACUAGAUUAUCCAAGUACUAGAAUUUAUUUUCUCACUAGGAUGAGAUUUCUACUGCAACAUUUGAAGGGAAAAGGGAUGCACUCCAAUGUUUUAAUCCUUGCAGUGCCACCUCUAAUCCAUUCCACUGUUGGAAAUGGCUUGUAACUAUUCCAGAAUAUUUACCACUUGGAACAAUUUCCCUUUUCCAGUUCACACUGACUAUGACAUUAUUUGUACUCAUAUUUAAUUUUCCUAUAAACCUUAACCCAACACAUAGUUACUAUUGGAAUCCUGAUUUCUGUGGGUUUUAGUGUUUAAAAGUGUAGAGAUGUUAGGUUCGCAAAAUUCAAUAGAGGCAGCGACAAUAACUUCCCUUGUAGGUGAAAAGAUGCAAUUACACAAGGCUUCCAGAUAAACCGAUUCUUGGGUUUACGUUUUGAGUUAAAUGUUUAGUCUAAUCUGAGAACACAUCAAAUACAUGGCAUUUCCAGAUGUUUGUGUAUGUGAGUAUGCUCAGAGGAGUUGAUGGGCAUUAUGUAAAGAAUUCAAGCCAUAUUGACUUUAUGACCAAUUUUAUCAAAUUCUUGUACUGUCUGAAUUCUGAACGGUAGAAAACUACUUUUUACAGGAGGAGUUUUUGCAUUUGUAAACUGUAGGGUCCGGGACCAUACAAGAUGCAACAAAAAGAACUCUGAAGUAAUCCAAUGGACUUUCUUGUGUUACAUAUAAGUUGCUAAUGUACCUUUUGAACAUUAAGACUGAAUGACUUUGUUGUAUAGACGACAGUCUUAAUUACAGCGCCUAUAUGUGCCUUGCUGUGAAUGCAUAUUCUUAAUUAAGUAUCCAAGCUGAUCACAUACUGAGUGUCUGAUUCUGCUCCAUUUAAUUUAUAGUUUAAUGAAGGUUUUGGUUUUGAAAUAAUGGAAGUUCUGAAUAAAUUAAUUAUGUGUAAGUUUUGUUUGUUUUUGUGGCUUUGACAUUGAAUUUGAAUCCAGAGAUUGCCAGUUGCUAAGUAUUUACAGCAAUUGUUGCCUUAAUUGUUUAGAUUGCCAUGCAUUGUUUAGUUUACUAUUUUGCUGUGUUUUGACUGAAACUAAAUGUUUGGAAGAUGAUGAUAUCUUGGAGAUUAAUUCAUCCAAAGUGAUGAAAGGAAGAAAUGGCAUUGAUAUUUUUUGUAUGAGAAUUUUCAUGCUCAUCAAGGUCUCCACUGUGUUAUUAGUGGAAGCAAUAGUGGCAACCAAUUUUGAGCUUGGAAAAGAUUUUGUAGAUCAUACACUAGAGGAUGGUCUAUAGAGUGGACAUAAGCAUAAUUUUUAAUUUUGCAUUAGAGAGGGAAUAUGUCUCUAUUUAUCAUAACAUCCAAAAGAUGGGCAAUCCUGUA
Mobula hypostoma (lesser devil ray) is the source of this 3737-nucleotide messenger RNA. RefSeq names its product ceramide synthase 2-like. The transcript is spliced from 11 exons. Gene Ontology annotation, cellular component: membrane. The coding region runs from base 436 to 1611 and encodes 391 amino acids. Lineage: Eukaryota; Metazoa; Chordata; Chondrichthyes; Myliobatiformes; Myliobatidae. The record is from RefSeq and is a predicted model, not a curated record. Gene Ontology annotation, biological process: ceramide biosynthetic process. Gene Ontology annotation, molecular function: DNA binding; sphingosine N-acyltransferase activity.